AUGAACUCGUCCUACACGCUCAGCACGACGUCCAUCGCGAUCCCGAGCUCGUCUGCUAUCCCAGUCGCUGCGACCGACGAGCCGGGGUCCCCACACCAUGCUAGCCCCGUAGUAGCCUUCAUCAUUGGUCUCGCUAUAAUCCUGCUUGCUUCAAUCCUCAACGCAGCUGGACUGAACCUCACGAAACUCGACCAUGUCCGAACCAGUGCCAUCCCGAAAGAGCAGCGCCGGAGAGACUGGCUACGACCGCUAUGGCUACUGGGGAUGGUCUUGUAUAUUACUCUUGCUCUGGAGUACAUGCGAGCAGAAUAUGUUGCGCCUCUGGGGUCUACAUCACUCAUCUUCAACUUCCUCUUUGCAAGAUUCCUCGUCAAUAGUCCUGUCACCAAUUACGACAUUUACGGCACAAUCAUAGUAAUCAUAGGCGUCAUCGGCAUUGUUGCCUUUGGCUCCAUCAACAGCGGCCUUGGAGUCGAGACUGAUGCCGCGCAUCUCACCUACCUCUGGACUCGGAGCAACUGGCUCCUGUUCUUCUUCUUCAUGGCGUUCGCGCUCAUCAACCUUUACAUCUUCACCGCUCUACUCGAGCAGGUGCUCAAUGCUCGGUCAGACAUGAAUGCAGCGCCUUUCGCAGGCAUGAGCACGCGUAAAGCCAGCGAAACAUUUCCGCCUGGGUUCAAGGGUUUUUUGAGGCGGAUUGCUGCCGGCAUGGAGACCGCCAUGAUGUGGAUUAGGGAGAAGCUCGAGCUUUGGACAGCGCCCCAAGACGACAAACGCAUAGCGUGGACGUUGGGUAUAGGUUGGGCAUGCUGCGGUGGAGGUUUAGCCGGUGGUUGCUUGGUUUUCGCCAAGGCCGCUGUCAAGCUCAUUUCUGGCAGUUUGUCUCACGAGAACACUGGCAAUCAGUUCGGCCAUGCAUCCUCCAUCUUCACGUUCAUCCUCCUGGCCAUCACCGCGGUGUCGCAGAUUAUAUGCUUGAAUCGUGGGUUGAAGGUCUAUGAUUCGACGCUCGUCGUUCCAGUGUUCUAUGGCGUGUAUACCGCCGCGGGUUUCCUCAAUUCUCUAAUAUUCAAUGACGAAGUCGACGCCUAUCAGCCAUGGGCACUCUUCCUGAUCUUCGUUGCGAUGAUCAUCCUCAUCUGCGGUGUCGUGCUCCUGACGUACAAGAAGCCAGAGAAGAAGCCGACUACUGCUGGUGCAUCUGGGCAUGUUGCGCUGACGCCGCGUGCCCGGCGCGGGGCUGCGCGCAAGGGGAGUCCGGACAACAGCGACGAGCAGGAAGCGCUGCGGGACAUCGAAGAGGGAGAGGAAGACGCCGAGCAGCUUUGGCAGAUCGGUGAUACUAGCGACGACGAGGAUGGCAUCGACCGCCCGCGCAGCCCACGCCCCGUGCGCCACCGUUCAGGCAGCGCGCGCUCAAGAGGGGAGGGUGAGCAGGAGAGGAUGAUCGGUGGCGAGGCCGACGACGACGAGCGCCGCGAGUCAACCUCGUCGGAUGCGACGCUCGCGCGGCCUGACAGCGCGCGCGGCUACGCGGAUGACGAUUUCGGAGGCUGGAAACAAGGCAAGAUCCAGCAAUGA
Postia placenta MAD-698-R-SB12 is the source of this 1581-nucleotide messenger RNA. RefSeq lists its product as hypothetical. Gene Ontology annotation, cellular component: membrane. Gene Ontology annotation, biological process: magnesium ion transport. Gene Ontology annotation, molecular function: magnesium ion transmembrane transporter activity. The transcript is spliced from 8 exons. Lineage: Eukaryota; Fungi; Basidiomycota; Agaricomycetes; Polyporales; Adustoporiaceae. The record is from RefSeq and is a predicted model, not a curated record. Bases 1 to 1581 code for a protein of 526 amino acids.